GCGGCGGCUCAUGCUGCCCACCGUGGGCUAAGGCGGCCGCAGACGGGCGGCAGGCGCGGCGGCCGGGCAAGCCGAGGGCGCAGCCAAGCCGCGCGCACAGCGGCCGGGGCUCCGCGCAAUGGGCCGAGCUGGAGGCGGGGGCCCGAGCCGGGGGCCGCCGCCAGCGCUGCUGCUUCUGGGGGCCACGCUGGUCCUCACCGCUGGGGCCGUGCCGGCACGCGAAGCAGGCAGCGCAAUCGAGGCUGAAGAGCUGGUGAGGAGCGGCCUUGCAUGGAAGCCGCGUGCCAAUGACACGCGGGAGGAAGCCGGCCUGGCCGCAGCUGGGGAAGAUGAGACCUCGUGGACAGCACCCGGCAGUGAGCUGGCUGCGGUGGGCCCUGGGGUCGGGCCAGAGGAGGCACUGGAGGCAUCGGCUGCGGUGACUGGCACUGCCUGGCUGGAGGCAGAUAGCCCAGGCCUGGGUGGAGUGACUGCAGAGGCUGGCAGUGGUGACGCCCAGACCCUCCCAGCUACGCUCCAGGCUCCUGAUGAGGCCCUUGGGUCGUCUACAGUGCCCCCUGCCAUUCCUGAGGCUACUGAAGCCAGUGGACCUCCCUCCCCAACUACCCACGAUAAGCCUAGCCCAGGCUCUGAACUCCCUAAGGAGAGCCCCUUGGAGGUUUGGCUGAACCUGGGAGGCAGCACACCUGACCCUCAAGGGCCAGAGCCCACUUAUCCCCUUCAAGGCACUCUAGAAACCCAACCAGCCUCAGAUAUAAUUGACAUCGACUACUUUGAAGGAUUGGAUAGUGAGGGUCGUGGUGCAGACAUGGGCAGCUUCCCAGGGUCACCAGGAGCCUCAGAGAAUCACCCUGAUACUGAAGGAGAGACCCCUUCCUGGAGCCUGCUUGACUUAUAUGAUGACUUCACCCCCUUUGAUGAGUCUGAUUUCUACCCUACCACCUCCUUCUAUGAUGAUUUGGAAGAGGAGGAAGAGGAAGAGGAGGAUGAUAAGGAUGCAGUGGGAGGUGGAGACCUGGAAGAUGAAAAUGACCUUCUCCUGCCCUCUCAAAAGCCUGGUGUGGGCCCUGGAACAGGACAGCCCACCAGUCGGUGGCAUGCUGUUCCUCCCCAGCAUGCUCUGGGCAUGGUCCCUGGCAGCAGCAUCUCUCUCAGGCCCCGCCCAGGAGAUCCGGGCAGGGACCUGGCCUCAGCUGGAAAUGGCACAGAGUGCCGACUUGGCUUUGUCAGGCACAAUGGCUCCUGCCGGUCAGUGUGUGACCUCUUCCCAAGUUACUGUCACAAUGGCGGCCAGUGCUACCUGGUGGAGAACAUAGGGGCGUUCUGCAGGUGUAACACCCAGGACUACAUCUGGCACAAGGGCAUGCGCUGUGAGUCCAUCAUCACCGACUUCCAGGUGAUGUGCGUGGCCAUUGGCUCGGCUGCUCUUGUACUGCUCCUGCUGUUCAUGAUGACUGUCUUCUUUGCCAAGAAGCUCUAUCUGCUCAAGACUGAGAAUACCAAGCUGCGGAGGACCAACAAAUUCCGGACCCCAUCUGAACUCCACAACGAUAACUUCUCCCUCUCCACCAUUGCCGAGGGCUCUCAUCCAAAUGUAAGGAAACUUUGCGACACUCCCUGUGUCUCCUCCCCCCAUGCCCGUGCCUUGGCUCACUAUGAUAACAUUGUCUGUCAGGAUGACCCCAGCGCUCCCCACAAAAUCCAGGAAGCUCUCAAGUCCUGCCUGAAGGAGGAAGAGCCCUUCAACAUCCAGAACUCCAUGUCCCCCAAACUUGAGGGUGGCAAAGGGGACCAAGAGGACUUGGAGGUGAACUGUCUCCGGAAUAACCUAACCUGAAACAGCGAGAAGAGAGGAAAGGGGGAGGGGGAGGGAAGGACCGGUGUCUCCUCUUGUACACAGUUGGCUUCUCGUAACCAUUAGUUAAGCUUUUCUUUUUCUGAUCUCAUGGCAUGCUCUGAUAUGUUUUGUAGGAGGGGAAAACACUUAAAAUAAGCAAAGAAACUGAGCAGGAUUGCAUAUAUUGGAUCGUUUUGUCUGCUGUCUGUACAUUGCUUCUGCAGCUGUGAUUUCUAAACCUCUGCUGUUAUUCAACUGACUUUUUUUUUUGUACUUUGACCCACCUUUUUUUGGAAUACCAGUUAAAAAACAAGGUUCUUGAAAUAAAACUUUUUAAAAAGCUG
Peromyscus californicus insignis is the source of this 2181-nucleotide messenger RNA. RefSeq names its product chondroitin sulfate proteoglycan 5 (gene Cspg5). The record is from RefSeq and is a predicted model, not a curated record. The transcript has 5 exons. Lineage: Eukaryota; Metazoa; Chordata; Mammalia; Rodentia; Cricetidae. Gene Ontology annotation, biological process: nervous system development. The coding region runs from base 119 to 1837 and encodes 572 amino acids.